CCCAAGCUAAACAAGGGAUUCUUACAUAUUUAACAUUCAAAUGCAGAAGCCGAGCUAAGCCAUGGAAGAUUGCAAUCAGAAAAGAGCUGCACUUCCUGAUCAGCAUAAAAGCUACAGGUUCUUCAAACAAGGCACACACUGCUAGUAUUUUGGCCUAAAAUCUGAAGGUUAUUUUGGAAUGUGAAAGCUACUUGCUUCUUGCAUCCGUGACAACCAUGCAGAUACUACUGCCCUGCAUAAACAACCUACACUGACAUGGAUCAAGACAUUUAAAACAAACUUUUCAAGCAAUCAAUGGAGUACAAACUGACUGAUUAAAGAAAAUCCAGAUGGGGUGCAGGUGCUGCAAAAUGAUACAAAGCUACAUUUUUGAUCCAGAAGAGGCACAAUCACCUGGAUACAUUCAUGAGGCGAACAGCUACAAACAACACGGGCAAGACAGCAAUAACUCCAAAUUCAAACAGAGUGGUGAAAUUGAAGAACACAAAAAUGAACUCCAGAAGGAUGAGCUAAAGAGAACAGAAAAUAAAAGUCAGGUGAAUAGUACAAAAGAAGCUCUCCGGAACCACAGAGGAAAUGCUUUUCAGGAGGAUGACCCCGAGAAGGGUGUUGCAAAGCUUCAUGUUGCAGUCAACGGUGGCAACUCCUGCACUGGAGCUCACCCCGGGCCCAAUCCCAACCCAAUGAAGGAAACUGGCAAGCAGGGAGCCUCCAGCUCGUCCGCAGAGUCUUCUGUGGCCACUGCGAGAGACUUCUACACCAAACCUGAUGAGUCUGCUCAAAACUUUGACCUAGAAGCAGGCAACCACAGUAAGUCACCCUGUGCAGAGCCAGACAGUGUUCAAGAUGGAAACUCCUACGUAGCAGAGAAAAACACCUCUCUCAUAGAAAGUGACAUACUGGCGACACAAAAUAAUGCCAUGCAAUUGCCAGACACAGAUUAUCCCCAAAAUGACAGUCAAACCAGGAACUGUGUUGAAAAAGACACCCUUUCAGUCAAUUAUGCACAUCCAGAUCAAAACACGAGGCCUUCAGCAAAACAAGACCAGUACCCUUAUUUAACUCUGCCUUUACAUAUGAAGGAAAACAGUGCUGAACCUUUUAAAACUUAUUCUGUGAGCGAGGACAUUCCUGAUGGUACCACUGUCAAAGGCCUUCCCUCAGCAGCACAGGCACCUACGCACCCCGACCACGAAGCUACCAAUGGAGAAACUGAGGAGGAAGACGCAGAAGUGGCGGCAGCUCUGGCUGCUCUGGAAGCUGCAACUGCAGGGGAAGAUCUGGAAGAUGAUGAUGAGUACUAGGGGAAGGGUUCUUUCUAAUACACUGAUGGGUCUGAUUCUGGAUCUAAAUGAAUUCAUGUGCUGUACACAUGGACCACUGUUAUGAACAGCACAAAUAAAAGGAAUUGGGACUCUGUCCCUUCAGCUGUUAAAAUGUGGCCCUUUAAUUUCUACUGCCUACGGUACAAAUGAGCUCCCUUGGCUAAUGGUAGAAAUAAGGCCC
Tinamus guttatus (white-throated tinamou) is the source of this 1506-nucleotide messenger RNA. Lineage: Eukaryota; Metazoa; Chordata; Aves; Tinamiformes; Tinamidae. The record is from RefSeq and is a predicted model, not a curated record.